Oppiella nova is the source of this 677-nucleotide messenger RNA. NCBI's taxonomy places the organism in Eukaryota, Metazoa, Arthropoda, Arachnida, Sarcoptiformes, Oppiidae. The record is from the annotation of a GenBank genome assembly.
ACCGCUCUUCGCGAGAAGGAGAAGGGAAACUGGAAAGAGCUGACCGUCGAUGAGAAAAAGAAGUUGUAUCGGUACAGCUUCUGUCGGACGUACGCCGAGAUGGAGGCGCCAACCGGCGAGUGGAAGUCCAUCACCGCCGGAGUGCUGGCGAUCGUGGCCUCUGCCUUCUGGCUCUAUGUGUUGCUCAAGAAAUACGUGUAUGGGCCGAUGCCUGAGUCCACUUCCCUGGAGUGGCGUAAGAAGCAGAGGGAUUGGAUGAUACUGUGGAAAGUGAACCCAAUUGAAGGCAUUUCAUCCAAAUAUGACUACGAGAACAACAAAUGGAAGGAUUAGCCGAAGACUCGACUCAAUGAAAGCAGAGCUAAAGAUAUUAAUUAAUUGUUUUCUGUAUGUCUGUAAUAAUCCUUAUAUGAGUUCCACUUAUUUGACUCUAUGUUACGAAUAAAUGUAUUGUUAUUUUAGUUAUAAUAAUAAGUAGUAAUUGAAACAAAAGCCGUUUUUAUCACAAAAACGUAUUUCACUUAAAGCUCACACUUUUGAUUAGAUAAGAGCAUUACUACCAUUAAAUGCAAAGUUAGAUAUAUUAUUGAAAAUUAAUUUUUAAUUAAUUAUUUAAAUAUGUUUUUAUUUGAAUGGAGAAUAAAUAAAUACGAAUAUUUGAAAUUGUCUAAUAAAUA